Molecule: messenger RNA, 596 nt
Organism: Prorocentrum cordatum
Lineage: Eukaryota; Dinophyceae; Prorocentrales; Prorocentraceae
Source: the annotation of a GenBank genome assembly
GGACCCGUGGGGCACCGUUUGGUUCAACGGUGGCCAUGCCACAGCCCACGAUCCGAUCACGCCCCAUAGCUGCAAGGUGGAGCAUGGCCUGAUCGCCAACUUCCCCCAGGCGCGCGACGACGGCGACGUUCCUAGCUUCCAGCAGAUCAGGUCGGUCCUUGCGCGCGAGAGCGUCACAAAGGCCAUGGGCAGCGACCGUGAUCAGACGCUCGUCGACAGGGUCCCUAGUCCUGCGAACCCGCGCCACCACGCGCGCUUCGAUUGCCGCGGCGGCAAGGUGCACGCGGGUGCGGACCAUUGGUGCAAGCCAGGCACGGCGAGCUUGAAGGCCACGGCCGUGCAUUGGGCCAUGGAAGCGGAGCUCGCGAAGCACAAGGGCAAGGCGGUCGUGCAGAGCGUGAACUCCAUGGAUAUACACCAAGCCUUCUUGAUGGGCGAGCGCAUGGAAUCGGCGGCCGACUUCGCGAUUGCCCUCGGCCGCGACAACAAUAUCACGCACGUUUGCCUGCACUGUAUGACGGCCCCUCUCAAGCCGAAGGCGCUGCCUCAGCGCGCGCUGCCAGGGCAUGAGGGUGAGUCGGGGGGCACCGCCAGAG